AUGCUCUGGACGGAACCUGCAGGUCAAAGCAAUCCAGGCAGAACUCGCAAUUCCACGCACUUCAGCACCGUCCUUUACGGCCAAACGGCUUUCAGUGAGAUACGCAGAUUCGUCGUUGUGCGAAAUAAGGGCGACUUCAGCCAGUGCAUUCCAAUCCAAACCUACAAAGGCCAAGGCGCCACCAAGCCAGGCCUCGUCAUGGACGAUCACGGUGUUAUCCACACCUCAUCCUUGGCCCCGAAUUUGCUACCAGGCGAAAAUCUGACGAAAUACUCAGUGCAGGUUCAGCCCUUCAAAGACGAACGGCUAGAGGCAGCAAGUCGCGUCAAUUACGGAAAGGCAUAUGCUGUUGAACACAACGUCAAAGUCCUCGAAGUUGGCAUGAUACUAGAAGGUCACAGGUACUUGAUUCAGCAAUAUUUCGACAGUGCAAUGCAGAGCUAG
Messenger RNA from Alternaria triticimaculans, 444 nucleotides. RefSeq lists its product as uncharacterized. The transcript is spliced from 2 exons. The record is from RefSeq and is a predicted model, not a curated record. Bases 1 to 444 code for a protein of 147 amino acids. Lineage: Eukaryota; Fungi; Ascomycota; Dothideomycetes; Pleosporales; Pleosporaceae.